AUGUCUAGUCAAUCAACAAAGGAUAAGAGUAGUCAUAGUGAUUCACUGCCAACUCCACCUAAAGAACGUCAGACAUUCCUUCCAAAGCAGCCAUUACCUCCUUCAGUUGAUAUUAAUAAUGUCCAACCUUUAGCAAUUCAAGAUAAUCCGUCGACAUGGGCAUUUAUUAAGGGACAUACAAAGUAUUGCAUCAAGAGUAGUAUACAAUUUAUAUUCAAGGACAACAAUUUACCAUUACUUGUUAAUAUGAUCUACCACUUGAUUGCAGCAAGAGCACUCAUGGCACGACCAUGGAAGACGACACACAGAUAUAUUUAUAUUGCUUCACCCCUUGGAUCAUCGUCUAAAUCACUUCGAUAUCAGAUUGAGCAAACAACGGCUAUUGCUGUCGAUACCUUUCGUGCACUGGGUGUGAUGCAUUUAGCACUCGGUGUUUUAUCGGCACUGGCAUUAAAAGAGCGAAGACAAUCCUCAGAGAGGUCUGCUCUGGUUGUGCUGACGUUGGCAUCCCUUGGAAAUGCAUGGGCACAUAUGAAUGCAUACUGGCAAAAGACAGGGUCACAGUAUACGUUAAAGGCCAUUCAAGAAAUAGGAUCAUCUAAUUUAUUUGUAUUGGUGAUGAGCUCAAUUGCAUUAUCCAAGACGAUCAAACGAACUGGAAGGUUUAUCUAA
Molecule: messenger RNA, 672 nt
Organism: Rhizopus microsporus ATCC 52813
Lineage: Eukaryota; Fungi; Mucoromycota; Mucoromycetes; Mucorales; Rhizopodaceae
Exons: 1
Coding region: 1-672 (223 amino acids)
Source: RefSeq, a predicted model, not a curated record